Procambarus clarkii (red swamp crayfish) is the source of this 951-nucleotide messenger RNA. RefSeq lists its product as uncharacterized. The record is from RefSeq and is a predicted model, not a curated record. NCBI's taxonomy places the organism in Eukaryota, Metazoa, Arthropoda, Malacostraca, Decapoda, Cambaridae.
CAACACGUUUGAUGCAUUAAUCAAUGAUCUGCCUUUACUUGGAGUAUGAAAUGUGCGGACUCCAGACCUUUGAGGCAGUAGUCAACAAGGGCUCCAGGAAGGACGUUACGGCCUCAAGAUGAUUGCUCUCUUUCUCCUCUCCGUGGUGACCUGUGGCUGUGUAGGCCAGACUCUCAUUGACCCAAUUCCUCGUCCUUGUCGCAGUUUGGGCAGCCCCGUGAGCUGGCAAGCGAGGCCCUCAGACAAGCACAACGAGUAUCCUUCAGGCGGGCUGCUGAUGGCCCUGGCUUCGAUCCCCAGUGGUGUGGAGGGAGUGUUCGAGUUCUACUUGUGCCCGGAGGAGGUCAACUCGCAGGAGGAAGAGUGUCUGGAGAGGCUGCCCCUACAACUGGCUGACGGCUCCGGCACAACCUUCAACCUGUCGACGGUGACGCGCGCUGACAAGUACGAGAUUCCCAUAGUCCUCCCUGACGACACGACGUGUGAGCUGUGUACACUGCAGUGGCACUUGGUGAUGAAGGAGUGUGAGGAUGAGGACUGCACCAUAGUUGACCGCGUCUUCUGUUCCGACGUCACCAUCCGUGAGGCCAAAGACUCGGAGAAAAGGGUCUUCGGUCUUCUCUUCAACAUAAUUGGUGGCAUGUUUAGAAAGAUGACAGACCAGUGAUAACUACUGAACUACGCUCCCUGCCAAACAAGGCUGCCUGCCCGACGAGGCUCCCUGCCCGACGAGGCUCCCUGCCCGACGAGGCUCCCUGCCCGACGAGGCUCCCUGCCAAACAAGGCUGCCUGCCCGACGAGGCUCCCUGCCCGGAAAACGAACAAAACUACAUACAUGAAUUAUAACAUAUCUUGCGGGAUCAUGAGGCACUUGUAACAGUUGGCCAUGGAAGCAUUCGUGUUGAAAUUAAUUUAUUUAACAUAGAACUUUAGAUGAAAUAUACAACAUAU